Magallana angulata is the source of this 4115-nucleotide messenger RNA. Its product is annotated as probable serine/threonine-protein kinase DDB_G0280133. The transcript has 8 exons. NCBI's taxonomy places the organism in Eukaryota, Metazoa, Mollusca, Bivalvia, Ostreida, Ostreidae. Bases 140 to 1606 code for a protein of 488 amino acids. The record is from RefSeq and is a predicted model, not a curated record.
AACCAUAUUGUGUGCACUCUUGCUUGCGAUCAAUCCGGGUACGCACAGACUUCACAGGUGGUUACUUCCGCUACACGUCGCAACAAGAACAACAUCGACUGUGUAUAGACUACAGACAGACACACGGUGACCACACAACAUGUCUGCUAAUGGUAGAGGAAACAUGAGACCUCAGUCUCGCUCUCCACCAUUCCUUAUCACUGGUCUAGUGGUAGCGCUGGUUAUCCUGGGCGCGAACUACUGGAACAUGUCUUCGAACAACGCAUCUCUCUCUGCAGAAGUAGCCGACCUGCAAGACCAGAUACGAAUCUUAGCAUCGAAGAAGAACAACUACGAGCGGAAGAGCGACAACGCGAUGCUAAGGAUAAGGGACAUAGAGAAAAAUGUUAACUCUAAAGACCAAGAAGUGAAAAGCUUGAAGAUUGAACUGAAAGAGUUGGGGUCUGCGAAAGACGCAUGCACAAAUAAGCUGACACAGAAUGAAGAUAAUUUGAAUGGUUUACAGCAGGAAUUGGCCACAUAUAAAGAAAAGUUGGGAAAGUAUGAGUCUGAGGUCAAGAAGGAAGAAAAUAGCCCAGAUUGUGAUAAUAUAUGUAAAGAGAAGACGAGGGAGCUGUUUGCUCUGAUGGAGAAGUUGAACUACCACCAGGCCCUGCUAGGACUCAGUCAGAAUGGGGUCGAUAUUCUGGACUUCAAGGACAAGAUUGGGGCCAAGGAAGGUAGUCUGAACCAGACUGGUCUCUCUCAAGGUGGCCAACAAAAACAACAACAGCAAUCACAACAACAACAAAAAGAUCAACAACAACAAGGACCGAGCAUGGGAUCUGGCACUGUACAGCAACAACAACAACAACAACAACAGGGGCCGGGGGCCCAGCAGAGCCUCCAGAAACCAGCUGUUGGAUCUGGCACUGUACAGCCAGGUAGCCCUCAGACUAGCACCAAGAAGCCAGAGAGAUUGGCCACAGGGUCUAUUAUGGAUGUUAAGUUAGGCGGCGGUGGUAAACCUCCUGGGUCCCAAGUUGAUCAGGGUGGGGUCAGGCAGAAUAUAGGCAAAGGUUCAAACAUAAACAGUUCCACUCAGAGUCCAAAGGAUCAGAAAACACCAAAAGUUGAUGUCUCCAAUCAGGUGGAAGGGAAUAAGAAUCUAUCGGGUGUUAUAAUGUUUUCCUCAAAGAACAAAUCACAGAAUGUAGACUUCAAACCUAAAGAUGCUUUAGCUGAGGCAGGCGUGAAAAAUGUUCUUCCAUCUGCAAAAAUUAGAUUAAUGAAUACUGGAAGAGGUGUGGUGGAAAUGGAUGAGAAUAAAAGGAAUGAAAGUAUUGGGAAACAGGAAAAAGGGAAACAGGAAGAAGCCAAGAAAAGGAAGAAUGUUGGGACAGGGAAUAAGUAUGACGAUGUCGAAGAUGACGAUCAGUAUGUCGAUGAGAAAGACCCUAAAGGACAGCUAGACAGUCCCAAAAAGGAAGUCAAAGGCCAGGAAAAACCCAUGGAGGAUCCCGACGCUGAUUACCAAGAUGAAGAAGAUGAUCCAGCUCAGAAGUUAGAGAUUAAACACAGAAAAUUGGAAAAUAAGAUUGAUAGUCUUCAGGAAAACGGGAAUUAAAUUAUAGAGGAAAAAAGAAAAGAGUAAAGAGGGUCACAACAAAUCUGCUCAGUGGAUCAUCAGUAUCAACAAUGGGACAUGGAUAUGCAUGUAAAUGUACCUGUACAUGUAUAUAGAUUAAUUAAGAUGUACUUGAAUAUCAAGAUGGGGGAGGGGGGAGGAGGUUAGGCGCUGGUAAUUUUUAUACUUGACUAAAUUUUAGGAAGGGGUAGGGAUGUUAAGGUUACUUUAAUAAAACUUGGUAUAUGUAAUUCUAAAAAGGCAUGCUCUGAGAUUGGCAGAUCUUCUAAAAUCAUGACCAUUUUUAUGAGGGAAAAAAAAGCCAAUUACAGUAGAAUUUUGAUAUCCCGAACACUGAUAUUUAAUUUUUGAGUCCAAACUACUUAUUUUUUUAAGUAUUUUAUCCUGGAUAUCUCGAAGUUUUUAUAACAGUCCCAUCUAGUUUGAGAUAACAAAGUUUGUCUGUAUGUUCACAUCACAAAAUCUCAGAUCCAAAUUUCUUCUGCUCAUAAAUAUUGCCGAUGAGUUUGUCUGAAGAUGUUACACAGGUCAUAUACUUAUUUUUCUAGAUCAAUUAACCUGGGGAUUUAACAUUUUUAGCCACUAGCAUACUUAUAAUGAAGGUACAUUCCCCCUUGUGUUCAGUCAGCGGGGCUAAUGUGGAGUUUGCAAUGUCACUGAUGUGUGGUUAUAACUUUCAUGCCUCCUUUUACAUCAUCACCUCAGAGAUCUCAUUAUUUUAUCAUAUCCAUCAUUCUAAAGAAUGGUGUCAACUUUUUUUGUCAUCUACUUACAUGAAAUAGUAUUUAUAUAUUUUUUUUUACAAAUCAUAUUGCAUGCAAAGUAAGUGACUGUCUUUUUUAUGAGAUUAUGUAUGAUUAAAUGUCCUCAAAUUCAAAGGAUGUGAUAGAAAAAAAAAUUGUACAAAUACCUGUUCUGUUUUCUUGGCACAUGUACCAAGCUAUUGUCAAUUUAUAUCACGUACCCCAAUAGUACCAGCACUUCCUGGAACUUACAAUAAUGUGUGCAGUAAAAGAACUGAAUGAAUCCUCCAUAAUCAUUUCUUCGCCCUUUUCUUUUAUUAUAAGUUUCCAUUUCCUUUUUGUUACAUUCCAUUGUCAUUUAUUCAGGUAUUUUCCUUUUUUCUCCCUAUUCCAUGUGUGAUGAGGAUGCUUCAAGCAUAAUAUUUGUUUGGUACCGUACUUGUGUUGUACUGCUGUACAUGAAGGGUCUAUUUAUAGGUUUCGAGUUUAUCUAUUUAUAGGUGUCAUGUUCGAUUUUAGUCUAUUACUGUAGAUUCCUCUUAAUGCCAGGAGUUAUAUCCAUACGAGAUAGGAAGAAGCACCUGUUGCGGAUUUUGAAAUCUCACCAAUUUUGUGACAGAUAUAUGAAUUGAUAUGAAAUUAUGAUAAAACUGCUAUGAUUUUAAUUAAAUACCAAAUGCCAGUUUCUCAGAAAUUUGAACUGGCAUUAAUAUUAAAGGAACCUACAGUAUUAACAGGGACCAAGGCAUACAAUGGCCUACAUUACAUACAACAUUGUCAUGUUUUGUGUUACAAAAAUCCAACAAUUAUUUUACUUGUGCGUUUGUGAAAGUAAUAUGUUUGUUAUAUAAUUAUAUACAUUUGGAGUUUGCUUUUGUCGUUGUGUUGUUUUACACAAGAGGGAGUAUUCAUUGUACAAUUCAAAUUUGUAUGAUCAUCAGAGGGAGUAUUCAUUUUGGAUGAUCUUCAGAGGGAGUAUUCAUUUUGGAUGAUCUGCAGAGGGAGUAUUCAUUGCACUGUACAUACAUGUAUUUGGUGUUUGCGGGAGUGUUCAUUGUACUGUACACAUUUAGAUGAUCUAUUACAGGACAUUUGUUAUGUGGUUUUAUGAAAUCCAUAUUUUCUAUUGCAUUUGAAUACAUUUGUUAUUAGUAGCAUAGUUACGUCUUGUUUUUUUUUUUUUUUUUUUCUAUGAAGUUCUUGCAAGCUUUUGCACUUUUUCAAUGUUUAGUUGCUGACAAGGAUUAUCAAUGCAGGGCUACAUGUACACUAUACAUUGUAGUAAUUGUUGUUUUAUUCCUGCAGUACUGUGAUAAUCCAAUUGUUUAACGUAAGGUUAGGGGUUUUCUAUCAUCAUUACAUCCUCUGUGAUACAUGAUAUGCAUUUGUUGUUGUGAGGUCGUCCAACUUUAGGCCAUUCAUUGAACAAAUAUACAUGUGUCUAUAUUUUUUUAUGAUCAGAAAUUGUGUCCAUGUGUCUGUAAUCUAAAUACAUGCAAGUAGCAUUUUUCAACAACAAAAUUACAAAUUAAAUCAUCGAUGGGGACUGCAUUUGUUGUUGAGUAAAUCUCUAUUUAAUCUGUACAUACUUUUGUUUAAGCUUAACACAACACAAACAUUACAUGGCUUUUUUUUAUUUAUUAUCUUUUUUGUAUAGAAGUCUUUUUAUAGUUCUUUCUUUCAAGACAUGCAACUGUAUCACGGUUUUUGAUUAUUUGAAUAAACCAAUUUAUUAAUAGACCUUU